CAGCUGCUUUGUAUUAGUGAGGCAAAUAACUCGCAAAGUCUAUUAAAAGCCACUGCUCUUGGCUGUGUCUGUGUGAGUGAACAGGUGACAGCAUUGCUGUAAUACAAAGCCAAAAUGAGUGACAAGAAAGACACUAAUGACUUAAGAGAGGCUGGAGACUCAACAGAAAGUGCAGAAUAUGAGGAUGAUUUUGAAAAAGAUCUUGAGUGGUUUAUUAAUGAAGAAAAAGAAGAAGAUGACGACCCUGGGGAAACAGAGAAUGAAGAGGAUGUUGAAACAAAUACUGAUGAAGACAAUGAGGAAAGAAAAGAAUGUGUAGAUCAGCUUCCUCAGCCUGAUGCAGAUCUGAAGGAGAGUCCACCAAAUGAAGAAAAACCUAUAUCCAUACCUGAAGUUAAACCAUUGGAUCAUGCAUCUGAUACUGACAGUGAAAGCUCCAUCCAGGAGUCCAAGCUGGAAAACCAGCAGGAACUGGAUGAGGAAGAUGAUGAAGAAAUAAAGCGUUAUAUUUUGGAAAAGAUCGAAGAAGCCAACAAGCUGCUGGAGAACCAAGAACCUCUAGAUGAGAAUAGAGAAAGGAAACUAAAAUUCAAAGAUAAAUUGGUAGAUUUGGAAGUUCCCCCUCUAGAAGAUACAGAAGCUUAUAAAAAUGAUCCUGAAAGUGAAGAGGAUGUUUCAAGUAGGCUGUCUCAACUGCAUAUUUCUAAUGAGCCAGGACUUCAAAGCAUAUCUUUUUCACUUAAUGGUGGGAAGGAUGAGGAACACAAGGAUGGCAAGAUCCUAGUAGAGAAAGAUGGGAAGUUUGAACUCUUGAGUUUACGUGAUAUUGAAAGCCAUGACUUUUUGCCCCCGAUAAGUGUUUCUUUCACUGACAUUGAAGCUCAGCCUGUUUCUCCGAAGUUUUCCCAUUCCGUUAUUUUUGGCACUCCCAAUCUACCAAAGGAAGAGCCUCUAGUGCAGCCAGGGGUAAAUGCUUUCUUUCCCAUUGGAGAAGAGUUUGUCUGUUUCCCUAAGCCUCCACCUAACCCCAAGUAUCGCCCAAACUCAGCCAUCAACCUUGAAAGAAGUGUGGGAAUGGGAAGAACUCCCCGCAGGGCGCAGUCUGCAAAUGUUCCUUUGAGAAGCUCCAUCUACGGUCUUUCACCCAAACAAAAAGAGAUGCAAAAACAGAUGCAACAAAGGAAAGAGAAACUAAGGAAAGAGGAAGCAGCACAGAAAAAACAACAGGAAGAAGAAAAGAAGAGAGAGAAUGACAUGGUGUUUAGAGCUUGGUUGCAGAAGAAAAAAGAACAAGUGCAGGAAGAGAAGCGAAUUCAGCGUGCAAAGGAACUAGAAGGCUCACAUAGUAGACAGGAGAACAGAGAUCCAGAGGAAGCUUUCAGGUUAUGGCUUAAAAAAAAGCACCAAGAUCAAAUGAAAGAAAAACAAAUGGAAAUCCUUAGACGCCAGGAAGAGUGCCUGUACUUCCUUCCAAGAACAGAAGAACGUGACAGAGCCUUUAAACAAUGGCUAAAAAGAAAGAGAGAGGAAAAGCAAGCAGAGGAACUCGCUGCCAAAGAGCGAUCGAGGCAACUUAGGCUAGAAGCCAGAAGAGCAAAACAAAUCCAGAAUAUCCUCUGCACCAUUUCUGAACCUAAAUCCUUCCGCUUCACGGACCAUUACAGCUGAAGGUUUGAUGUAUCUUGAAUUAGUGUCAGCUGCCAUACUUUAUAUGGCUUGAGCUGCAGCUCUUUAUAGCCGCUGCCCUUUUGUGGUAUUUGAAAAUCUUUUAAAUAAUGGUUUAAAAUUUUUCUCUUAACUGACAAUGUGUUUAUUACUUACCAUUUAUUUAUUUAUUUAUUUAGAAUUUAAAAUGACAAACCUGACUCUGUUGUGUGUAUGACUCAGUGGUGCUCUCAUUGCCACUGAGCCAAAGUGAGAAUAAAUAUCCAUAUAGCUGUGGCAAGUUUGCUUUGCUUCAGUUGUGUUUGGCAUGUUCAUUCAGGGGACAGUGUAAUCUAUAUUUAUCUUUGAAGAGACCACAAUGGACAAAGUGACAUUAUCUCACAGAAGAUUCCAUUUCUGGGCUGAUUAACACCUCACUCAUAUAGCACAGAUUACAUUCUGAACUAUCUUCCUAAUUAACCCUUCCAAAUUGUACUUACUGACAGGAAGUAAAAAGAUGAGUUCUUUCCUUGCCCCCCAUCCUGGUAAAGGGCAGGGGAGAACAUUCUGUGUUAGGGCUCAUUAAUUCAACAGUUUUGCAAGGGUGCUUUAAUUUGUUCCAUGGCUGGUCAUGCAAGAGGUUCAGAUCAGUGUUCUUUCCCUUCUACCUUUAGAAUCUAUUAAUCUAACUGUUGAAGCAGACCAAGCUGGAACAACUUUGGCUCUAAUUUGUCCCCUGUCUUGAUAAUCUUAGUCAUGCUGUUUAUUCCACCAUGUAGGAAUGGCUAUAUUUGUUUGUUUUUUAAAGUGAAAAAACGGUUCAUAUUUACACUAACAGUUUCAACUGAUUUCAUUCUAGUUCCCUGCCCAUACCUUUAGUAAGCACAUAAGCAUGCAUGCUCACAAGUGAUAUUGGCUUUACAGUUCUUCAGCCUGCUCUACACUAUGCUAUUUAAUAAUUUAACCUACUAUUAACUGGCUGGGUCCAAACAUGGUGUGUAUCCAUACCCAAUAUAGUUAACUCCUACUAACAAGGCUUAAGCCUUGCAUACACGGAACAUGGGUCUUUCUGUAACUAAGUCAUAGCUGUCCUGUUGAGUAGAGGGGUUCCUCUAUACACAUUAACUGUGCCUUUGUAACCUGUUUCACUGGUCUGCCUUCCUUUCAGCUACCUAGAGUGCAGUUGGGUGCUCUCACUAAGGCAUUAUAGGAUAAUCAUCUAGAUUUCCAAAAAUGCACUGCUGCAAGUGUGGCUAGGAAGUAUAGUAGGUUUGAGACAGAUGUGUUGGGGAAAGACCUGUUUAGUAGACACAGCUCACAUGUGUGUUAACUAAUUAAUUAUAUUUUUUAAAAAGUUAUUGUUAAAACCUUUAGGUGUGUCUACCAUAGUACAGGAAAAGUUCCUAAAGUACCACUUAAUUUGCUACACUAGCUAAGACUUAAUGGGAGUUGAUUAUUCCAUUGGAAAAAAUUAGGCUUGUUCUUUUCCUGCUUAAAAUGCAAGGCUUCAAAGUAUAACUGACUUAUGCAGCUUUAAAAUAGCUUAAGUAGUAGGGGAAGAGUUAAACAUUUUGUUUAACGAUGUCUGCCAUAGUGACAGAACUAGAGCCUGUUCUACUUUCACAAAGGUAAUUCAUGCUCCCUGUCCACCUUCCCCUCUUUCUCAAUCUUAGUGACAGACUUGGAGCUCAGGAGCUAUUGGAAAGAACUGAGGCAGUCUGCAUACCAUGCUUCCUUUUUAUUGAGGGGAGGGGGCGGGUUGAGAGGGAAGGAGGAGAACAGGGCACAAGAGCAUUCCAAUGGGCACUACUAGUAGAAGGUUCUUUUGUUCCAAGCUGCAACACUGGCACAUCACAAAAGUAUGACUGGGCAGAGGUCAUCUUGAACUCUGGUUACAGGUGACCAACCUUUAUUUAUUUUCCUCACUGCAAUACGCUGACAAAUCCAUCAAUUUAAUACCUGUUUGAGUGUUUUCCCAGUCUGCAAGGGGUGGAGAGAGGAAUCUGUGUCCCUAUGAGGUACACUAGUGCACAAAAACUAAUGCCCAUCAGUUAGUUUCUUUUAAUUCGUGUGGAGUUCAAUCUUUUAUUUCUUAGGCUAUGUCCACACUACUGAGGUAAGUUGACCUAAUCUGUGCAACUCCAGC
Molecule: messenger RNA, 3790 nt
Organism: Gopherus evgoodei (Goodes thornscrub tortoise)
Lineage: Eukaryota; Metazoa; Chordata; Testudines; Testudinidae
Gene: CCDC181
Product: coiled-coil domain containing 181
Exons: 7
Coding region: 115-1668 (517 amino acids)
Molecular function (GO): microtubule binding
Source: RefSeq, a predicted model, not a curated record